AGGAGGAUCAGCCUCUUUGCUCUGAUCUUCCUCCUGAGCCUUCCCUUUCUUGUGAUAAGGAUCCCUUUCACUGUUCCGUUCGCUAUUUCCACCCGUUCCUGUUGCCAGCCCUUUCUGCCCAUGUGCCUGCAGAUCUUCCCAGAGCCCUGGUUUGGAUUUGUGUUCCUUCUCCCGGAUGUUCUUGAAUUGGGGUGUGUUCCUCUUAGUGCUAGCUCCUCCUAUCACUUCCCACCCUUUAAUGAUUCUUCUUUCAGUUUCCCAUAUCCCCAAGUGCACUUUCAUUCCUCUGCAAACUUCACAUGGGUAGGAAUCAAGUCUGAUUUUUUUCAACAGUGUAUGCCUAGACAGCAGGCACAGGGCUAGUUGGACACAGAAGGCGAGGACUCAGAGAAUAUCCAUCAGAUGAAAGAAUGACUGCAAGAGUGAACUGAUCCUGCCUGAAGAUGGUGCCACUGGUGGCUGUGGUAUCGGGGCCCCGUGCCCAGCUCUUUGCCUGCCUGCUCAGGCUGGGCACUCAGCAGGCCGGCCCCCUUCAGCUGCACACCGGGGCCAGCCAUGCAGCCAGGAACCAUUAUGAGGUGCUGGUGCUGGGUGGGGGCAGUGGUGGGAUCACCAUGGCCGCCCGCAUGAAGAGGAAAGUGGGUGCAGAGAAUGUGGCCGUUGUUGAGCCCAGUGAGAGACAUUUCUACCAGCCAAUCUGGACACUGGUGGGUGCUGGUGCCAAACAAUUGUCCUCAUCGGGUCGUCCCAUGGCGAGUGUGAUUCCGUCUGGUGUGGAAUGGAUCAAAGCUAGAGUGACUGAGCUGAACCCAGACAAGAACUGCAUUCACACAGACAACGACGAGCAGAUCUCCUACCGAUAUCUUAUUAUUGCUCUCGGAAUCCAGCUGCACUAUGAGAAGAUUAAAGGCCUACCUGAAGGUUUUGCUCAUCCCAAAAUAGGGUCGAAUUAUUCAGUUAAGACUGUAGAGAAGACAUGGAAAGCUCUGCAGGACUUCAAGGAGGGCAAUGCCAUCUUCACCUUCCCAAAUACUCCAGUGAAGUGUGCUGGAGCCCCCCAGAAGAUCAUGUAUUUAUCAGAAGCCUACUUCAGGAAGACAGGGAAGCGAUCCAAGGCCAAUAUCAUUUUCAAUACUUCUCUUGGAGCCAUUUUUGGGGUUAAGAAGUAUGCAGAUGCCCUGCAGGAGAUCAUCCGGGAGCGGAACCUCACUGUUAACUACAAGCAAAACCUCAUUGAAGUCCGAGCCGAUAAACAAGAGGCUGUAUUUGAGAACCUGGACAAACCUGGAGAGACCCAAGUGAUUUCAUAUGAAAUGCUUCAUGUCACACCACCAAUGGGUCCACCAGAUGUCCUCAAGACCAGUCCUGUGGCUGAUGCUGCUGGUUGGGUGGAUGUGGAUAAAGAAACUCUGCAACACAAGAGGUACCCAAAUGUGUUUGGGAUUGGGGACUGCACCAACCUUCCUACGUCAAAGACCGCUGCUGCAGUAGCUGCCCAGUCAGGAAUACUUGAUAGAACAAUUUCUCUGAUUAUGAAGAAUCAAACACCAACAAAGAAGUAUGAUGGCUACACAUCAUGUCCACUGGUGACCGGCUACAACCGUGUGAUUCUUGCCGAGUUUGACUACAAAGCAGAGCCGCUAGAAACCUUCCCCUUUGAUCAAAGCAAAGAGCGCCUUUCCAUGUAUGUCAUGAAAGCUGACCUGAUGCCCUUCCUGUAUUGGAAUAUGAUGCUAAGGGGUUACUGGGGCGGACCAGCAAUUCUGCGCAAGUUGUUUCAUCUGGGUAUGAGUUGAGGAUGGCUCAGCACUUGCUCAUUUGGAUGGCUUCUGGGCCAAAACUGCAGUCACUGAAUGACCAAGAGCAGCACGAACGACUUGGAACCUAUCCUUGUAAAGAGUUUCUUGAUGGAUAAUGGUGACUAAAUGCCUCCCUUUUCAGUACCUUUGAACAGCAACCAUGUGGGCUGCUCAUGACGGGCUUGAUUCUUUGGGAAUAAUAAAACAAAAUAAUGCUUUUAUUUUCUGAAUAA
This is a messenger RNA of Macaca mulatta (Rhesus monkey), 2032 nucleotides long. RefSeq names its product sulfide quinone oxidoreductase (gene SQOR). The record is from RefSeq and is a predicted model, not a curated record. Gene Ontology annotation, cellular component: mitochondrion. Gene Ontology annotation, molecular function: sulfide:quinone oxidoreductase activity; FAD binding. Lineage: Eukaryota; Metazoa; Chordata; Mammalia; Primates; Cercopithecidae.